UCGGGUUUUGAGGAGAGAGGGGAGCGGGGGUGGCGGUGGGCUGGGCCGGGGCGGCCGGGUGGAUGGCAUGAGCCGGUUGCCGCCCGGAUGGUCCCGGCUCGGAGACUGCACCUCGUCGUCGACGCGCCGCAUGGCCAUGCCGCCCGCUGCGACGUCGGCGUGACGGCGCCGCCGCCGGAGCCGGACGCGAGGUUUAUGGCGCAGGAGCCCAUCAACCAGCAGCAGCAGCACCACGACCCGCCCAAGCCGCCGCAGGAGCAGCCUCAGCAGGAGAGGAUCCAGGACGAUCACCGAAGGGAGCCGACGCCGACGCAGCCGCAGAGGCUCCAGCUGCAGCUCGGCGCCGGGGACCACCACCAGCAGGAGGCCGGCACCAGCGGGAGCAGCAGCGGCGGGAGCACCAGCAACGGCGUGGGCGGUGGAGGAGGCAACGGCGCCAGGGACUGGCUCCGCCUCAGCCUCGCUCCGGCAUCCCCGGCCGCAUCGGGAUCAGGCUCCGACAUCGACCUCUUCACUUCGACGUCCGACCACCGCGCCACCACCACCACGCCGCUGCCGCUGCGCCACCACCACCAUGACAUGCUCGUCCUCCCCGGCAUGCCGCCGGGGCCGCCGUUCCUCCGCCCCGCCAUGCCCGGCAUUCCGCAGGCGUCGAUACCUCCGCACAUGCCGCGCGCCGCCCCGCCCUGGCUUCCGCCGUGGGGCCCCGUCGCCGGGGCCGCCUCGGCCGCGGCGCCGCCGCAUCCUCUCCUCCCGUUCGCGCACCGCGCGUUCUACGCGGCGCCGCCCAGCAACUCCGCCUCCGCCUUCGACACGAUCAGGGUCGUCCUCCCGCCGUCCGCCGUGGCAGCCGCCGCCGGCGUCUGGUUCGUGCUCCAGGCCGCGCCCCACCAAGGGAGGGAGCCAUUCUUGCCUCAGAUUCCAAGGAGCUACUUACGGAUCAAGGAUGGGAGGGUGACAGUCAGGCUGCUGACCAAGUACCUGGUUAACAAGCUUGGAUUGGAGGAUGAAUCAGAGGUGGAAAUCACAUGCAGAGGGAGACAGCUUCUCCCGAUCCUGACAUUGCAGCAUGUCCGUGACAGUAUCUGGUGCCAGAGAGACGCCGUGUCACCGUCGUUUGUGCCGGACGUAUCAACCGCUGACCACAUCAUGGUUUUGCAGUAUGGCAGAAGGCCGUAGUAGACAGCUCUUCUUCCUCUGAUGACACUCACAGAAUUGUAGAUUCUACUCCCCUCCCUCUCUCCUGACCAUUUUGCCGGCAAAAAACGGUGACGGUGGCCGACAAGAAACAAAAUAGGUGGAAUGAUGGAUGAGAAUCCCUGACCGCCUCGAGCUCGAUCGCGCGGUGCUACUGAUAUAUGAUUAUGAACAGUGGAAUGGAAGAGAAGGUGUGGGAUGGAAUUUUUUUUUCCCUUUAAUUUCUUCCCCCUGACAUUUGUCGCGGUAAAUUCAUCGGCGCACCGGAGGCGGUUUUCUUAGUCCACCCCUUUUGUAUACCGGCUUGUUUUCUCACAAAUGAAAUUGUGGGAGAAAACAGCUUGGAAGUUGCCUGACAGGAUUGGACCAAAUUUGUGAGGAGGGUGCAACUUCCAAGCCAUUUUGGCCCCUUCAGUUCAUCUGAUUUACUAAUUUCAGAAUUCAGCUGUCACAUUUUGUUGUCUUCUGCUUGCUUCUGUUCUUUGUUGUUGGAGGCAGAGCCAAAUGUUCCCCCUUAGUAAAACACCUCAAGGGAGCAAAUUUGAGCCCCUUUUACUGAGCAUUUUAUUUGUUCAUGACCUUACCCUGAAGAAUUGUUGAUUUUUAGUUGAGUGGUUUGUGUCACAGCAGCUCUGUUGCUUUACACAUUUUGAAGCAUCUGUCUAUCAAUUCAGAAAUCUGUCAGUUGUCCUGCCUUUUGUUCUCAGUGCAAAACUUAAAAAGCAACUCUGGACUGUAAACUGCCUUUUGUUCAUGACU
Oryza brachyantha (malo sina) is the source of this 1956-nucleotide messenger RNA. Its product is annotated as protein LAX PANICLE 2-like. Lineage: Eukaryota; Viridiplantae; Streptophyta; Magnoliopsida; Poales; Poaceae. Gene Ontology annotation, biological process: multicellular organism development. The coding region runs from base 88 to 1179 and encodes 363 amino acids. The transcript is spliced from 4 exons. The record is from RefSeq and is a predicted model, not a curated record.